CGCAGGCUGUCUCACGCGAAUCCAGCGGUCGUGCUCGCCGCGAUCAAGGUGAUCCUGAUGUGCAUGGAGUACAUUGACAACAAUGAGGUGCUGCGGAUGCUGGCGAAGAAGCUCAACCCGCCUCUGGUCACUCUGCUCUCCAGCGAGCCCGAGUGCCAGUACGUGUCGCUGCGCAACAUUCGCCUGAUCGUCCAGCGGCGUCCAGGCAUCCUGGCUGCGGACGUCAAGAUGUUUUUCUGCAAGUACAACGACCCCGUCUACGUGAAGAUGGAGAAGGUUGACAUCAUGGUCAUGCUUGUCACGGAGAAGAACUUCGAGCAGGUGCUGCUCGAGCUGAAGGAGUACGCGUCUGGCGUCGAUGUGGACUUCGUGAGGAAGUCGGUCCGUUCCAUCGGCCGUGUUGCGGUGAAGCUGGAGAGGGCGUGCGAAAGAGCGAUCAGCGUGCUUCUGGAGCUCAUCGAGACCAAGGUCAAUUAUGUGGUGCAGGAGGCGAGCGUUGUUGUCAAGGAC
This is a messenger RNA of Prorocentrum cordatum, 510 nucleotides long. Lineage: Eukaryota; Dinophyceae; Prorocentrales; Prorocentraceae. The record is from the annotation of a GenBank genome assembly.